AUGGACAGUUUCGAUUUGGACGAUAUGGCAGAAGCUCGAGCCAUGGCUGACGAACAGGGAUACCAUCAAAGAAGUCCUUCCAUGAUGAUUGUGGUGCCUCUACAAGAAGGAGGAGACAGACUCUUUUGCGACGACUUGAAUGCUUCCUUUUAUGAAUAUGAUUUCUACCUCCAUGCGCAAGAAGACUAUGACGAUGGAUUGGAUAUCCCUCCCGUCGCCGAAAUCCGCAUCGAGUCUCCCAAGUCCAUUGUGGACCAGUUCUGGGGGGAAGGAGAUCUACUGCUCGAAGGAGCAGCACCCAAGAAAGUCCAUCACGCCCGUACCAGUUCGCGUUCCACGUGCACCCAAACUACCUGCUGCAGCAGCGUGCUUCCCAUCAUUACGGACUUGAUUCAGUCUUCAACGACCAUCUCGGCAGCUCGAAGAUCGUGCCAUCGCAGAUCCAGGAACCGCGCCAUGGCAGCACAGGACUUUCACAGAAAUAUUCUCCCCAAGUUGGACGAAGCUUUGGAAGAGUACGAACUGGAUGGAAGCAACAGCAACCCUCUAGCCGCCAACGAAAGAAUAGGUGCGGGUGAACCACAAUCCGCCGAGUGUUAG
Molecule: messenger RNA, 600 nt
Organism: Seminavis robusta
Lineage: Eukaryota; Bacillariophyta; Bacillariophyceae; Naviculales; Naviculaceae
Source: the annotation of a GenBank genome assembly